AUGAAUAAGAACGGUGUGAUGUCUGUUCAAAAUGCUAUACAAACGUUCACAUCUAUCAUGUGUUCCUUAAAUGGCAUUGAUCAGCAAGCUUUUUUAUCAUUUAUUGCCGAUAAUUGGAAGCCUGAAGAAGUAAAAAUUCAAUCUCUUUCAAGGGGUAUAUAUGUCAUCAUAGGAGAUUGUCACAAGAAAUACAGUUCACAAGAAGAGCAAUUAAAGAGUAUAAAAAGAAUUAUUACUGAUAUCAGAGAGAGAGUACCAUUUGAUGGUAUACUUUCAUCAGAAAACAUUGUACCACCAACAAUUGGAGAGAAUUCAGACUGUGAUAAUAAAUCAACAAAGCAUGUUGAUGCAUUUCUUUAUGACAAUAAGGAAGUCAAUGAACUUAUAGAAAAUGGACAACUGGAUAAUUUAUAUUGUGUUGACUGUGGAUCUAACAAUGUAAAAGAAUACAACAUCAUAUCACAUUCUUUGUCAGUAUUUGAUAUGUUGCAUAUAUUUCAUGGUGUUUUACCGCCUUUACAAGGCAAAACUCUACUUGAUAUAGGGUCCAGAUUGGGCGCUGUUUUAUAUGGGGCACACAUAUUCACAUUUGCUAAAAAAAUUAUUGGAGUUGAAAUGAAUAAAGAACUUUGCACACUGCAAUCUGAUAUAAUAAAGAAAUACAAUAUGAAUGAUCGUAUUGAAGUUGUGAAUAAAAGAAUUGAAGAGUGUCCUGAUAUUAUACAAAAAAGUGAUAUCAUCAUUAUGAACAAUCCAUUUGAAUUCUAUGUCUCAGAAUCUACACAUAUAGAAAUCUGGAAAUUUUUAAAAGCCAAUAUACAAAGAGGAACAAUCCUGAUUAUCAGACCACCUAUUGAAACCACUUUUAAAAGCCUAAAAACUGGAAUAUCCAUAAAUGAAUGGGUAAAACCUUACAAGGCAGAAAAGACAGAAGGACUUGAAAUAUUUGAAGCAUCAAUUUUGGAUCCUACUGAACAUUCAAACAUUCAAUUUUAUGAAGCACUAUAA
Molecule: messenger RNA, 1008 nt
Organism: Habropoda laboriosa
Lineage: Eukaryota; Metazoa; Arthropoda; Insecta; Hymenoptera; Apidae
Exons: 5
Coding region: 1-1008 (335 amino acids)
Molecular function (GO): methyltransferase activity
Source: RefSeq, a predicted model, not a curated record